ACGUCGGUUUACUGACUCGAAAGGAUCAGGUUUUAGUGCCGUCGUCUAGUCUGCGAGACUCUGACUAUGCACGCUCAUCGGAGACUCAAUUACCUUUGUCGUUAACUAAUUAAUGUGUUUUAGAAGGGAAAGACAAGCUGCUGAAGGAUAUGGCAAUGGGAAGGAAUGCACAAUUGAGUUCCGAAAUUGACCCAGGACCGAGUGGAGAAUCGGGCACAACUACCUCCUCCUCCAGCAGUAAUGAACCGCGGCGGUUCCCUCCGGCGGCUCAGCCGGAGAUCAUGAGAGCUGCCGAAAAGGACGACCAAUAUGCCUCUUUCGUUUACGAUGCCUGCCGCGACGCUUUACGCCAUUUAUUCGGUACAAGAGUUGCUGUCGCUUAUCAGAGUGAGACGAAACUGCUGGGACAAAUGCUUUAUUAUGUAUUAACAACAGGUUCUGGGCAGCAAACGCUUGGGGAAGAAUACUGUGACAUUAAUCAGGUUGCAGGGUCACAUGGACUACCUCCAACACCUGCAAGGCGUGCUCUUUUCAUUUUAUAUCAUACUGCUGUUCCUUACAUUGCAGAAAGAAUUAGCUCAAGAGUUGCUUCACGUGGCAUAACUCUUGCCGAUUCAUUGGCUGAUGACCCCUACAGCAACUUUGCAUCAGAUAGCUCUCAGAUUCAUUCUUCUGUAAUGAUUGACCUUCCAUCUUCCUCCACAUCAGGGGCGUCGGUUUCUUUCCUAUCAAGGCUGAAGCAGAAGUUCAAUGGACUCUGGUUGCAUGUAGUUCACCUGUGGCCCUCGAUGCUCCCUAUAGCCCGUGAAGUGUUGCAAUUGAUUCUUCGCACCAACCUCAUGUUUUUCUAUUUCGAAGGGCUAUAUUACCAUAUAUCAAAACGUGCAGCUGGCAUUCGUUAUAUUUUCAUUGGAAAGCCAUCAAAUCAAAGGCCAAGAUACCAAAUACUGGGAGUAUUUCUUCUAAUUCAGCUAUGUAUCAUUGCUGCUGAAGGCCUGCGGCGUAGCAAUAUAACUUCUAUUGCAAGUUCAGUUCAGCAAACUUCCUUGGAGCCCCAUCAAACUGCAGGACGAGGAUUGCCCGUCUUAAAUGAAGAAGGUAGUUUGAUUCCUAUGGAAGCUGGCAGAGGAGGUUGGGUCUCAGAUUCUGCAUCAACUUCUGAGUCUAACAUGAUAAGUGGGGCGAGCAAAUGCACACUCUGCUUGAGUAAUCGGCAGUACCCAACUGCUACAGCUUGUGGUCAUGUUUUCUGCUGGAAUUGCAUAAUGGAAUGGUGUAAUGAAAAGCCUGAGUGCCCUCUCUGCCGUACUCCUAUAACUCAUUCAAGCUUAGUUUGUUUAUAUCAUUCAGACUUUUAGCUUUGAUAAAGAUGGAGUUUGCCUCUGCAAACCGACAUAGAGAACAUAAUUGAAAGUUUCUUCUGAUUGAUGAUGCAAAAGAUUUAGUGAAGUCUGAGAAUAAAGGGUAAGAAGGCCAAUUCUCUCUGAUGGUGACUCUAGGAAUAGUUACUAUUUUGAGGGUGAGUUUUCAUUUCCCUGCUGAAUUAAGAUGUACUUCUCUAGACUCUGGUGGAAGAAUGGCUGCAGAAAACUACAGGUUGUUGUAAUGCAAUGAGAUAAUAAAUUCAGUGUAUUUUAAAUCCACAUACUCAGUAUUUGCUUACGAGCAGAGGCAAACCAUGCAAGUAUUUGAUAGCUCAGAACAGGUUGAACCAGCUUGAUCAAAACCACACAAAGCAAUGGUUUUAACUACUACUACUGUUAUAUCCUGUUGUGUAUAAAGUAAAAACCAUGUUACUUGCUGUUGAAUGAUGCUGAAUUAGAUAUUGCAAAUGACAAAUCAAUGGCAGGACAAGAAAUUAAGGCUUGCAUUGGCUAA
Molecule: messenger RNA, 1878 nt
Organism: Jatropha curcas
Lineage: Eukaryota; Viridiplantae; Streptophyta; Magnoliopsida; Malpighiales; Euphorbiaceae
Gene: PEX10
Product: peroxin 10
Biological process (GO): protein import into peroxisome matrix
Cellular component (GO): peroxisomal membrane
Molecular function (GO): zinc ion binding
Source: RefSeq, a predicted model, not a curated record